AUGAACGUAACGGAUAUCAGAUCCCUCGAAGUUUUUCGUUCUAUCAAGAACAUCAUUUCCGAUGUUGAUAUAGUCUUACUACUUAUCGGAUAUAGCAUCGUUGUCAUUAUUAUCUUAAACGAAAUUUUGCAAUAUUAUUUGUCUUUUACAACAAUUUUUGAGGAUGCAGCAGUUUCAUCGGGAACAGAUAUACAAUCAUUAUCAAACGAAAAAACGCGCGACACGUUUAAGAAUACUUCAGCGGUGAUCCCGUCAAACACAGAAGUAUCAAAUGAGAAGAAAUAUAACUUAACAAAAGACGCCUCAACUAAUAUCAUGUCAGAAGAAGCAACAACUGAGAAAAGACCAAAAGAUUUGGCUGUUACUAUUGCAUCAAACGCGAUUACAGAAUCCUCUUCAUCAAAUGGAAAAGAGUCAUAUUUAUCAAAAAAUUCUUCCAUUUCAUAUACCGUUACAAAAGCAACAAAAGUUGACCGAGAAGCAUCAGCUGCUUCUGUAUCAGAUACAAAUACGCAAUCAAUAUCAAAUCAGACGGAAACACCAGCAGAAGUGUCAUUAGAUACAGACACAGAUACACCGGCAACCGAAAAAGAAGCUGAUUUUCAAAAAUCUUCAGUUACAGACAAAAUUGACAUGAAUAUACCAAAUAUUAAUAAAGGUGAUUUACCGGCAAAAUUAGCUGCAACGGUUUUGAACCUAGAAAUACGAGAAUCAUCAAAUGAAACCAAACCACUUGAAGAUCCUACAGUCGUUAUUGCACAAUACACAGAAAUUUCAAAUGAAAACGAUCUCGAAUCACCCGAAAACUUGGCGUUGGAUCCUGGUUUGGUAGAUUCAAUAAAUGAAUCAGAACCGGAUUUUUCUGAGGACUCGGUUGAUGAAGAAGCAUCGGACUCGAAUAUGAAAGCUUUAUUAAACGAAUCUCAUUUAAUAGAUAAUCAAUCGUUAAUCAGUAAAGAGGAAAUCGAUUCACAUGAAGACUGGUUUAUUGAGAACAUGUCGGAUAUAGAAUUACAAGAAACAGGAGCAUUACUGUCUGCAAAAAAAGAACCAGAGUUUGCUCAAGAACCUUCAACUAAGAAGGAGUCGGAUAUAGAAAUGGACGAACUAUUGAUUGAAAAGGAAACAAAUUUUCUUGAAUGCUCAUCAGUUGCUAUCAUGACGGAUCCAAAUAUCCAAUCAUCAUCAAUAAAUGCGUCUUUUGACGUGUCUCUGUCAUCAAUAGAAAGUGAGGAUUCAACUUCGAUUUCACUCUCUCAAAUUAACGCGUUAAUCGCUGACUCCGAUCGUGUCGAGAUGAACACUGAAAAUUUUAUUCCCAUUUCUCCAUCACAAGAGCAAGCAUUGACUGAAGGCAUUGUAGAAUCAAAAUCAGCGGAAAUCGGCGCCGAACUGAAUAAUGAACAAGAAUCUGAUCCGGUUGACGGAAAAUCCGAAAUUUCAGCGUCCGAUACGCGUCCUUGCAUAGAUCGAUUGAGUAAUUUCUCCACCCAUCCAAAUUCUUCAAAUCUUCAUAAUAUUCCUUAUUCGACCCUCUUAAUGGACUCUCCUGUUGAUAUCUUGAGAACUUCAAGAUCCUUUUCACAAUCGGAAUCACCAUUAUUAAUAAAUCUAAAACCAUUUUUGGAUAUUAUUCCUUCGAUGGAAUCGAAGUACGAUCAACAGUUAUCGUCAACGACGUCCGAAACAUUCAAUACACAAAUUGAAUCACCAAAGAUCUCCGACUCAGUUGAGGACAAUGAGAUUUCCUCACACAAGAGUCUAAACAACACAAUAUUACGUAAUAUCGCUCAUAAAUAUUUCCCUCCAGAACGUGAAGAGAGGGUAAGCCUCAUAAUAAAUGGAAAUCACUUGAUAAAGGACACUUCCCUAAUUGGUGAUUCACGAGUAAUUGGUAAUACAGUCGCACCUCUUUAG
Messenger RNA from Ambispora gerdemannii, 1917 nucleotides. NCBI's taxonomy places the organism in Eukaryota, Fungi, Glomeromycota, Glomeromycetes, Archaeosporales, Ambisporaceae. The record is from the annotation of a GenBank genome assembly.